AUGAUAGGUCUUACAAAAUUUUACACUAUAGCAGCUAUUGUGAGGGUGUUUCCAAGAUUUACCACCGUACCUACACGUCAAUCAGAAAAAUGGGUUGAUUUUUGUUGGUCAGAGUUAUUGUUGUACAAGCCAUUUCAUAAUAUCCAAAGAGAUAUUGGACUUGAUGAUAACAUAGUUAUAUCAAAUUGGGAGUCACUCAACUAUAAUCCAUGGCAUUUGGAACGAAGGAUUAUAACAAAUGAAGCUGAAGAUCAUAAUGAUUCUGAAGAUGAUGAUGAUUUACCAAAUAAUCAAAAUACAAUCGAACAUGAGUGGGAGAUCAUAUCAAGACUACAUCGUGGACAAAUUAUGGAUGUAACAGAAAUAGAUAUGUUGGGAAGAAGAGAUAUUGAUAAACAAAAUCCAUGGAGUGCAGAAUAUCAAGGAGAUGAUUACACAAAUAUAGCAAUAAAUUUUAUCAACACUAUGAAAGAGAAUGGCUUAUUAAUACCUGAUGAUAUGAUGUCAAGUAUAUCAUAUGGAACUUUAGGUGCUAAGCAAAAAAAAGCACUUGAUAUUAUUAUGUCACAUUAUAAUCAAGUUGACAAUGCCAUGCCACUAUACAUGAUAAUUCAAGGAACAGCUGGAACAGGUAAAUCAUAUCUGAUUCAUGCAAUUCGUCAAACUCUUAAUGAUGCAUCAGGAUCACAAUGUUCUCCCUUAUUAUUACUAGCACCAACUGGAGUUGCAGCAUUUAACAUUGGUGCAUCAACAAUUCAUUCAACUCUACGAAUACCUAUUGCAGAUUUUGCUGAAUUAGAAGGCACAAGACUCACAAGUCUCCAAGAAGAAAUUCAACAUAUUAAAUAUAUAUUGAUUGACGAAAUGAGUUUUAUUGGACAAAAUUUGUUACAAAAUAUUGAUUCAAGACUACGUCAAGCUUUUCCUGAAAAAUCAAACAUGAGUUUUGGUGGAAGAUCAAUCAUUUUGGUAGGAGAUUUGGGACAACUACCUCCUGUUAGUGACAAACCACCUUAUGAUAGUAAUGUGCGUGCAAAAUUAUUAUGGCAAGAGUUUAAGACAGUUGUUACUUUGGAUAAGGUGUUUAGACAAGAUAGAGAAACUGAAGACCAACAAAGGUUUCGCCAAUUACUCACAAAUAUUAGAGAUGCACAUCCAACUAUAGAUGAUUGGAAAUUAUUGAUGACAAGAACAGAUGCUUCAUUACAUCCAACAAUUAAGGAGGAAUUUGAUAAUAAUAUUCAUCUAUUUGCAACAAAUGACAAUGUGCAUAACCAUAAUAGAAAAAAGUUAUAUGCAUUAAGAAGACCAAUAGCCCGAAGCAUUGCAAGUAAAGAAGGUAGUACUAAUCCAGCAGGAGGUCAAAAUGAUGAGUUACAUGUUGAAUUAUUAAUUUCUAAGGAUGCAAGGGUCAUGUUAACAUCUAAUUUAUGGAUAGAAGCGGGUCUUGUGAAUGGAGCUUUAGGAUACAUCCGAAAUAUCAUAUACAAACCUGGAUGUGCCCCACCAGAUCCACCAACACAUGUUAUGGUUGAAUUUGACAAUUAUUCUGGACUUCCUUUUGAAGAUGCAUCUCCUAAUUUGAUUCCUAUUUCACCAAUACAAAGGGGCCGUACACGUCAAUUGCCACUAUGA
Cryptomeria japonica (Japanese cedar) is the source of this 1635-nucleotide messenger RNA. Its product is annotated as ATP-dependent DNA helicase pfh1-like. The record is from RefSeq and is a predicted model, not a curated record. NCBI's taxonomy places the organism in Eukaryota, Viridiplantae, Streptophyta, Pinopsida, Cupressales, Cupressaceae. Gene Ontology annotation, biological process: telomere maintenance; DNA repair. Gene Ontology annotation, molecular function: DNA helicase activity. Bases 1 to 1635 code for a protein of 544 amino acids. The transcript has a single exon.